Messenger RNA from Bubalus bubalis (water buffalo), 1768 nucleotides. RefSeq names its product CTD nuclear envelope phosphatase 1 (gene CTDNEP1). Gene Ontology annotation, molecular function: protein serine/threonine phosphatase activity. The coding region runs from base 446 to 1180 and encodes 244 amino acids. The record is from RefSeq and is a predicted model, not a curated record. The transcript is spliced from 8 exons. NCBI's taxonomy places the organism in Eukaryota, Metazoa, Chordata, Mammalia, Artiodactyla, Bovidae.
GGCAGCCCCCUAGCGCGCCUGCGCAGCGGGCCACCCUCCGCUUCCCCCCUUCCCCUCCCCCUUCCUUCUCCCUCCCUCCCUUCUCCCUAACCCCCUCCCCCACAGCCCCCUCCCCCAAUUCUCCAUCCCCUUCCCUCCUGGUCUCGGAGGACCCCACUGUAGCCCGACCUGCCUCGGCCCGCAACCUCGGCGAAGCCGUCGGUGCCACUCCCCGCCCAUGUGGGCCCCCGCGGGCUGCCCACGCCUGUCCCCCAGCUCCCCGUUCCGCUGGGCUUUCCCCUCGUCGUGGGUGGCUUUGUGAGCCGCCCGCUCCGUGCCCCUCUCUGCAGCCUCUUCUGCCACUCGGGGCCCCCGUUCCCCCUCCCGGUGGCGGGGGGCUGCCCCCGGGGGGCUGGCGGAGCUGGGCCGCGGGGGCCCCGGGGCCGGCGGUGCCGGGGUCAUCGGGAUGAUGCGGACGCAGUGUCUGCUGGGGCUGCGCACGUUCGUGGCCUUCGCCGCCAAGCUCUGGAGCUUCUUCAUUUACCUUUUGCGGAGGCAGAUCCGCACGGUAAUUCAGUACCAAACUGUUCGAUAUGACAUCCUUCCCUUAUCUCCUGUGUCCCGGAAUCGGCUAAGCCAGGUGAAGAGGAAGAUCCUGGUGCUGGAUCUGGAUGAGACACUUAUUCACUCCCAUCAUGAUGGGGUCCUGAGGCCCACAGUCCGGCCUGGAACGCCUCCUGACUUCAUUCUCAAGGUGGUAAUAGACAAACAUCCCGUCCGGUUUUUUGUACAUAAGAGGCCCCAUGUGGAUUUCUUCUUGGAAGUGGUGAGCCAGUGGUACGAGUUGGUGGUGUUCACAGCAAGCAUGGAGAUUUACGGCUCUGCUGUGGCAGAUAAACUGGAUAAUAGCAGAAGCAUUCUCAAGAGGAGAUACUACAGACAGCACUGCACUUUGGAAUUGGGCAGCUACAUCAAGGACCUCUCUGUGGUCCACAGUGACCUCUCCAGCAUUGUGAUCCUGGAUAACUCCCCAGGGGCUUACAGGAGCCAUCCAGACAAUGCCAUCCCCAUCAAAUCCUGGUUCAGUGAUCCCAGUGAUACCGCCCUUCUCAACCUGCUUCCAAUGCUGGAUGCCCUCAGGUUCACCGCUGAUGUUCGUUCUGUGCUGAGCCGAAACCUUCACCAACAUAGGCUCUGGUGACAGCUGCUCCCCCUCCACCUGAGUUGGGGUGGGGGGGAAGGGGAGGGUGAGCCCUCGGGAUGCCGUCUGAUGCCCUGUCCAACGGUGAGGACUGCCUGGGCAGGGUCUGCCCCUCCCACCCCUCUGCCCUGGGAGCCUUGCACUCCCUACGGAGUCUGGAUGGACACAAGGGCCAGAUUCUGAAGCAGCCUCACUCUAACUUCGUGUUCGCACUCCUGGAAACCCCAGACUGGGACAUAAGCGGAGACCUAGGAGAGCCGCAACAGUGUCUGGUGGAGAGACAUGACUGGCCAGAGUGAGAGAGACAUUCGGUAAUCCGGGAGGCUCAAAAGAGAAGCCAAGCCAGCUUUGUUGUGAUUUGAUUUUUUAAAAACUCUUGUACAAAACUGAUCUAAUUCUUCACUCCAAGGGCUGGGCUGUGGGUGGGAAACUGGGAUUUUGGGCCACUGGACUUCCCCAGACUUGUCCCCUCCCUUACUUUCCGUCUAUUUGCCCUUCCUCCUAGAUUCCCUCAGAUCUGUAACCAGCUUUCUCUCUCUUUUUUCCUUUCCUCUCUUUUAAACCAUGCAUUAUAACUUUGAAACCAAA